AUGUCUACGGACAAGACCCCGACAGCAAAUGCUGUCACCGUGGCGUCCUCGUCCGGCGACGAGGAGGCUGUUGCGACCAGCCCAAAAUACGUGUGGUAUCGGGGCGUCUUCUUCAACGCGACAAUUGUUGGUAUCGCCGCGUUUGCCGCCCCCGGGUUAUGGAAUGCGAUGAACUCCGUUGGCGCUGGCGGGCAGCAGACGCCAUAUCUGGUAAUGGCGGGAAAUGCCAUCCUCUUCGCCGUCAUGACUUUUACAUGCCUAACAGGGAGUAUGAUGGCGAACCGCUUCGGCCUGCGCAACUCGCUCGUGGUCGGUACGGUCGGCUUCGUCAUCUACUCAGCUGCUCUGUACACGAAUAAUCGUUACGGUAACGAAUGGUUCAUAUACCUGGGCUCGGCCGCGUGCGGCCUCUCGGCCGGCAUCUUCUGGGCUACCGAAGGCGCCAUCAUGCUGAGCUACCCCGAGGCCGAGAAGCGGGGCCGGUACCUCGCAUACUGGCUGAGCUACCGAAACAGCGGCGCCAUUCUCGGGGGCAUUAUCAACCUCGCUUUUAACUACCAGGGGAGGGCCACCGGAAAGCUGGAUUGGAGGACCUAUAUCGUUUUCGUCGUACUUCAAUGCUUGGGACCGGCAGCUUCAUUCUUAUUGACGCCUCCGGAGAAGGUUGUGCGCAGGAACGGAACGCGCGUUCAGCUGAGCGAACGGAUAUCAGAUCUCGCUGAGCUAAAGGCGCUGACCCGAGUCUUGUUGCGAAAAGACUUCCUCUUCAUCGCCCCCUAUUUCAUCUACGUGACGUGGGAGCUCCCUUACAUCAGCGCAUAUCUAUCGCUAUACUUCUCGGUCCGCUCUCGCGCCCUCGCCUCGUUGGUCUCGGCGAUUGCUCAAGUCGUGACAACACUCGCCUUCGGCAUGUUCCUCGACUGGACCCGGGUCAGCCUCAACAAGCGUGCGCGGUACGGGUACAUCGCCAUGAUGACCCUCAUCGGAGGCUGCUGGGUGUGGGGCGCGGUGGUGCAGAACGAAUACACGCGUCACAAGCCGGCACUCGACUGGGAUGACGGCGAUUUCGGACGGGGUUGGGCGCUGUACAUCUUCUGGCAGAUCAACUUCUCUCUCACCUACAACUUCGGCUUCUGGCUCAUCAGCUUCCUAGCAAAAGAGCCUGGGGAGACGGCGCGGUACAUGUCCGUGGCCAGAGCAGCUGAAGCGGCCGGGCAAUGUAUCUCGAGCGGCAUCAGCUCGACCACGACACCGCUCAUAACUGCCCUAGGCAUUACCUUCGCUCUCUGGGGCAUUGCAAUCAUCCCCACGUAUCUAGUUGUUCGCCAGGUUGGCGUCAUCCACGUCGGCCCCGAGAGGUCAGCUCGCCCCAACGUCGGCCAAGACGACAAGCGAGGAGAGUCGGAGGAAUAG
Molecule: messenger RNA, 1413 nt
Organism: Durotheca rogersii
Lineage: Eukaryota; Fungi; Ascomycota; Sordariomycetes; Xylariales; Xylariaceae
Product: MFS general substrate transporter
Exons: 5
Coding region: 1-1413 (470 amino acids)
Source: RefSeq, a predicted model, not a curated record